AUGUCUUCGGCCAAGGCCACCAAGAAGAGUGCCUUCUCGUGUGAGCCGUGUCGCAGGCGCAAGGUUAAAUGCGGAGGUGAACAGCCCAUUUGUCAGCGAAAUCCAACAUUGUCCUACACUCAGCGGCUAGAAGGACGAAUUAAGGAACUGGAAGACCAGGUAGCCAACCUUACGAAGUCGCCUCCGUCACUUGCUGGCUCGUCUCAUUCAAGCCCCCCCGUCUCAGGCGUCCAGGAUGUUUCAUCGCAAACCAGUCGGCAUGCUUCUGAUGAGCAGGGUAUCAGCCGAAGCUUCAGAAGCUUGAAAAUUGAUGACAAGGGAAGCAUCACAUAUCACGGUGCUACAAGUUUCUUUAAUCUUCCAAGUGAUCGGACUGGCCCUGGCCCAUCUGAUAUGCCAUUCUUGAACCCCUCGUCUUCGGAUACCGACCUUCAGAGACGAGAACGCUUAAUUCACAACGCAUGGCACCAGCGCGCUAUGGAGAACUUGAACGAAGUCCCUGAACCAUUUCAAUACCUCCUAAAUGUUCAUUGGUGCUGGAUCCAACCACUCUUUAAUUUUAUCUACCGCCCUGUAUUUACACGUGACAUGCAAUCCAUGGGGCCGUAUUACUCACACACGCUUCUUAAUGCUGUAAUUUCACAUUCAAUUCGAUGGGGUCGGAGCGACCCAUCAACCAAACGACUACUUGACGACUCCUACCACGGCGGCCUCGUCUUUGGUAAACAUGCCAGAAGCAUGCUUUUUGAAGAAUUGAACAAUGGAGUUUGCACAAUUCCUACGAUACAAACACUCCUCCUUCUUAGUGCGCAGGAGUGCAGCCAGGGCAAUUCCACACAGGCUUGGACAUAUAGCGGAAUUGCCUUCCGGUUGUUGGACCAUCUUGGCAUCUGUGUGGAUAGCCAGCGAUUUCCGGGCCCCGUCCCCUUAGGUGAUGAGGAGCUCGAGAUUCGUCGACGCAUCUAUUGGGGCUGCUAUUUCUGGGACAAGCUUAUAUGUCUGUAUCUGGGACGGUCGCCUUCCUUGCAACAUACAAAUAUUUCACCAUCCCAUAUCAUGUUUGAUGAUUCGGCCGAAAAUGACCUGUGGGUUCCCUUUGGUAUUCCACAGACCGACCCCACGUGGAAAUACCCACCUACGACGGCUCACUCAGCCUCAUGUUUCAUGAGCAUGUGUCGACUGGCAGUCAUUUUCAAUGAAAUUCUGAUCCAUAUGUAUGACCCGCUGUCGCAAAAUACUGACGCUGAAAUCCAAGAGUGUCUCAACUCACAGGAACCCCUGUUGCAUCAGUGGUGGGAUCAACUGCCAGUGCACCUCAAGAUCAACCCUAUUUCAUUGCCCAAUCUGGCUCCGCCAUCCCACAUUGUGACGUUAAAUUGUCUUUAUCAUGCAUUUAAAAUCUUGCUAUUUCGGCCAAUGAUCACCGGAAGAGGCCAACGCGAAUGUGAGGGCCCGUCUCCAGUUCAGCGAUAUCUAGUGGAAAGUGUGACAUCGGCAACAUCCAUCAUGGCAAUAUUCGAUCUCUUUUGCAGGACUUUCACCAUCAACUACUGCGUUUUAUCACUCGCCUACUGUGUCUAUAUCGCCUCAUCUAUCUUUCUACUGCAGGUUCAAGCUGCUCCAGACGACCAGCAAGCAAUGCGAAAGCUCACUUACUGCAUCCAAUGCUUGCAGCAAGUGAGGCAAAUUAGCCCAGCCUCCGCGCUGAACAAUAUCAAUAAAGAGCUCACCGCUGUGGGCAUUACAGUAGGAUCCUCUAUGCAGCAAAGCCCGCAGGCACAGCCGUCCUUGUCCACAGGAUCCAGCGCUCCUCUGCCUAGUGGCACAUACCAAACAUCUGCAGAUAUAGGCAGACAAAUCCCUAUUCCAUCCCAUCCAGUGUACCAGCCAUCGUUCAGCCAUAACUUUGGUCCGGAUGCAAUGUCCAUGGAACCUGGUGUCUUCGAAGCGAUGUCAACUCUAGAGCCACUUAGCAUUCGGGUUGGCACCAUUCCCGAGUCGGAAAAUCCACCUUCUUUUGGAUGA
This is a messenger RNA of Metarhizium brunneum ARSEF 3297, 2025 nucleotides long. The record is from RefSeq and is a predicted model, not a curated record. Lineage: Eukaryota; Fungi; Ascomycota; Sordariomycetes; Hypocreales; Clavicipitaceae.